Molecule: messenger RNA, 1104 nt
Organism: Schizosaccharomyces octosporus yFS286
Lineage: Eukaryota; Fungi; Ascomycota; Schizosaccharomycetes; Schizosaccharomycetales; Schizosaccharomycetaceae
Product: alpha-1,2-mannosyltransferase
Exons: 4
Coding region: 1-1104 (367 amino acids)
Biological process (GO): cell wall mannoprotein biosynthetic process; protein O-linked glycosylation; protein N-linked glycosylation
Cellular component (GO): Golgi apparatus; membrane
Molecular function (GO): alpha-1,2-mannosyltransferase activity
Source: RefSeq, a predicted model, not a curated record
AUGGGAUUAUUGACUUUGGUUAAAAAUAAAGCAUUACUUUUCUUGGGCUUACUUUCUUUUGGGAUCAUACUAAAGUACAUAGUUAUAGAGGACUUGGAAGUUAUUACUGAAUUUGAAAAAUCUUUGGAGAGAUUGAAUCAAAACUUAAUAAAGGAUGUGAAUAACUUCCAAAGAAAGGAAAAUGCAACCCUUCUAACACUAGCACGAAAUUCUGAGUUGUAUGAAAUAGUAAACACUGUCCUCAAUUAUGAAAAUAAGUUCAACGGAAUAUACCAAUACCCAUGGGUGUUUUUAAACGAUGAACCAUUCUCUGAUAAAUUUAAAAACACAAUUACUCGUUUAACCAGUGGCCCUACUUAUUUUGGAGAAAUCCCGAAAGAGCAAUGGGAUAUGCCAGAAUCUAUAGACGUUGGGCGAGCUGAAGCGUCAUGGGGGGAAAUGGCAAUGAGAGGCAUUAUUUAUGGAGGGAAGAAAUCUUACCGACAAAUGUGCAGAUACUAUUCUGGUUUUUUUUGGAAACACCCGUUGCUCGAUUCAUACAAAUACUACUGGAGAGUUGAGCACGAUUCUAAUUUGCUAUGCAACAUCAAGAAGGAUCCAUUUACUGAGCUUCGUGAAAAAAAUAAAACCUAUGGGUUUGUCAUUACUAUUAAGGAAAUUGCAGCGACUGUCCCCUCUUUAUGGAACACAACCAUGGAUUUUGUUGCAACAUAUCCCGAGUUGGUAGCACCUAACAAUUUAUGGAACUGGAUUUCUAAAAACGAAGGAAGAGAUUAUAGUUUGUGUCAUUUUUGGUCUAAUUUUGAGGUAGCAGAUUUAGACUUCUUCAGGAGCGAUGCAUACCAAAAAUAUUUUGAUUACCUGGAUAAUGCCGGUGGAUUUUUUUAUGAAAGAUGGGGUGAUGCUCCGGUUCAUUCAAUAGCUUUAAGUCUUUUUCUUGAUAAAGAUCAAAUUUUGUUCUUUAAGGACAUAGGCUAUGAGCAUUCGCCUAUCAUUUACUGUCCUACUAACAAUAAGCACUGCAGCUGUGAUGUUGCCUACGGAGAUCUGAAAGACAGUAAUUCUUGCAUUUACAAAUACUUGCAAGUAACUGAAGGUAUUUGA